CAAAUGUCAACUUGUCAACCCUAACCUCACUUCAAUUUGUUUUGGUUUGGUUUGAUAUUUUGUCCGCAAUUUUGAUUGGAAAAGUGAACCAGAAAAGCUCAUUCGUCUUUGAGUAUAAAACAGUCCCAUAAAAACUUUUUGUCCUUCAGAAAAUCAUGAGCAAAGCAGUAAACUUACGUGUUCAGUUGCAAAAUGUUAUAGUAUCAGGAGGCUCUCACAAAGACCAAGCAGAAAAGUACAGAGCAGCUCUAGAUGAAAUACUCAAAGGAAGUGAUUCUGAAUUAGUUGAAUGUUUACAGACAUUCAUCGAAGCAAUUGUUAAUGAAAAUGUCAGCUUAGUUAUAUCUCGCCAAGUAUUAACAGAAAUCAGCGCGCAUCUCAUGAAAUUACCUGAUGAUGUAUCGAAAGCCGUGUCCCACUAUAUGUUAGAGAAAGUUCAGCCAAGGGUAAUAUCAUUUGAAGAACAAGUGGCUAGCAUUCGCCAACACUUGGCAGAUAUAUAUGAACGUAACCAGAUGUGGAAAGAUGCGGCCAUCGUAUUGGUUGGAAUCCCUUUGGAAACAGGUCAAAAGCAGUAUACUGUGGAUUAUAAGCUCGAAACAUACCUGAAAAUUGCCAGAUUAUACCUGGAAAAUGAUGAUCCUGUUCAGGCAGAAUCAUUUAUAAAUAGAGCUUCGCUUUUGCAGGCCGAAUCACGAAACGAACAGCUACAAAUUUAUUAUAAAGUUUGUUACGCGAGGGUUUUGGAUUAUCGUAGAAAGUUCAUUGAGGCGGCUCAACGAUACAAUGAGUUGUCUUACAGAAGCAUAGUUCAUGAUGAUGAAAGGAUGACCGCACUUCGAAAUGCCCUAGUCUGCACCGUAUUGGCAUCUGCAGGCCAGCAACGGUCUAGAAUGCUGGCUACACUCUUCAAAGAUGAACGCUGUCAGCAGUUACCAGCUGUAGCAGUUUUGGAAAAAAUGUACUUGGAGAGAAUCAUUCGAAGCGAGAGAGACUCUCCCCCAGUGGGACAAACAGAUUCAGUCGCUAUGCUACCAAGUCAAUUCUAUCAUCGAGAGCAUCUCCAAGAACCACCCUGAAUGGAUUUUGAAAGUUAUGGACGAACAAAUGGUCUCGUAAAUAAUUAACCUUUCUUAGACUGAUUAUUACUCAUAUUGCUUCUGUUCAUCUGAAAUAGGAAUGGUGAAUAAAACAACUAAUAAACUGUAUAAUAUA
Messenger RNA from Leptinotarsa decemlineata (Colorado potato beetle), 1215 nucleotides. RefSeq names its product COP9 signalosome subunit 4 (gene CSN4). NCBI's taxonomy places the organism in Eukaryota, Metazoa, Arthropoda, Insecta, Coleoptera, Chrysomelidae. Gene Ontology annotation, cellular component: cytosol; COP9 signalosome. The record is from RefSeq and is a predicted model, not a curated record.